Molecule: messenger RNA, 579 nt
Organism: Ilex paraguariensis (yerba mate)
Lineage: Eukaryota; Viridiplantae; Streptophyta; Magnoliopsida; Aquifoliales; Aquifoliaceae
Source: the annotation of a GenBank genome assembly
AUGGCGUUCACUCUUGAGAGCUUCAUGCUGAUUUUCCAACUCACCUUCCAUGUGAUCCUUCUUCUGUCCCUUGACUUGUUUGCUCCUAUUCCGGUCUCAGCAACCAUACUUGGAAAUGAGACUGACAAGCUUGCAUUGAUCGAGUUCAAGUCCAAAAUUAGCGAUGAUCCUUUUGGAGUCCUGGCCACUUGGAACGAGUCCUUCCCAUUCUGUCAGUGGGUUGGAGUCGCAUGUGGCCUCAAACAUCAAAGAGUCGUCAGCUUGCUCCUAUAUAGUCAGAAGUUGAUUGGAACCAUAUCACCCCAUAUUGGAAAUCUUUCUUUUCCCCAAUCCUUCAACUUGGGAGACAACUCCUUUCAUGGUAAAAUCCCCCCCGAACUUGGUCGCUUGAUCAGGCUGCGACAGCUAAACCUGAGCAGUAACCUUCUACAAGGGGAAAUUCCACCUAAUUUGUCGCGGUGUUCCAAGCUCAUGGAUCUGACAAUUAAUAAUAACCAACUCAAAGGUCAAGUUCCUUUCGAGAUUGGCUCAUUGUCAGAGCUUGAAGUGAUCUCCAUCCAUCGCAACAAUCUUACAUGA